This is a messenger RNA of Rattus rattus (black rat), 1013 nucleotides long. RefSeq names its product tetratricopeptide repeat domain 9B (gene Ttc9b). Lineage: Eukaryota; Metazoa; Chordata; Mammalia; Rodentia; Muridae. Bases 207 to 926 code for a protein of 239 amino acids. The record is from RefSeq and is a predicted model, not a curated record. The transcript is spliced from 3 exons. Gene Ontology annotation, molecular function: protein binding.
GACUGUGAGGACAAGGGAGAGGCGCCAGAACGACCAGACCUAGGCUGAUUUGAGGGUGAGCGAGGGAGAGUUUGGAGGGGUUUUUCUAGACCCAUAGGGGGCAGCCGGAGACGGCAGCCAGAGAUGUGGGGGCGGAGAAAGGGUGGGGACCGGCCCCGCGGGGGGCGAUGCGGUAGCUGCUGCAGCGGCCGCAGGAGUUUCCCACAAUGCAGCGCGGCGCGCUGUCCCCGGUGCUGAUGCUCAGCGCUGCCCCGGAGCCUCCACCGCGCCCGCCUCCCGCCCUUUCCCCGCCGGGCCCCGGCUCAGCGCCUCGCCAUGGCUCUGCUCGCUCGGGUCCUGCCCCAGAGCCGUCUGGGGGCCUGGCCGCGGCGCUCGACAGCAGCCUGCGGGCUGCCGUGGCGUUCAAGGCGGAGGGUCAGCGUUGCUACCGAGAGAAGAAGUUCCGAGAAGCCAUUGGCAAGUACCACCGGGCACUGCUGCAGCUGAAGGCUGCUCAGGGGGCCCGCCCUGGCGGUCUGCCCGCCCCCUCCCCGGGACCCCCCACCAGCCCGGGGCCCGCCCGCCUCAGCGAGGAGCAGCGGCGCCUGGUGGAGAACACAGAGGUUGAAUGUUACGACUCCCUCACUGCUUGCCUCCUGCAGUCGGAGCUAGUGAACUAUGAGCGUGUGCGUGAGUACUGUCUCAAGGUGCUGGAGAAACAGCAGGGCAACUUCAAGGCCACCUAUCGUGCCGGCAUUGCCUUUUACCACCUGGGCGAUUAUGCGCGUGCGCUGCGCUACCUACAGGAGGCCCGCAGCCGAGAGCCCACAGACACCAAUGUUCUCCGCUACAUCCAGCUGACUCAGCUGAAGAUGAACCGUUGCAGCCUCCAGAGGGAAGACAGUGAUAGUGGCACUGGAGGCCCAGCUCGGAAUGUCGUGGGCUGAGGCCAAGGGGCAGCCUCCACCUUAUUCCCUCCAACCUAACCAGGCAACUCCCCCUGACCCGAUUACUGGUAAAGCACCUGCUACUGG